Molecule: messenger RNA, 756 nt
Organism: Caenorhabditis sp. 36 PRJEB53466
Lineage: Eukaryota; Metazoa; Nematoda; Chromadorea; Rhabditida; Rhabditidae
Source: the annotation of a GenBank genome assembly
AUGAAUCCGAACGUGAUUUGGCGCGAGGCCGAGCAGCGUUAUCCACAACUAUCGCAACACCAUGAAUGGCUCGUGGAGCAGUGGAGUCCGACGCCAGCCAGAAAGGGAACCAGAUGUUCAAUCUGCCAGUGCUCGGUCUUCGGAAUCAACCUGAAGGCGCACUCAAAAAAGGAUUGUUGCUUCCAGCACGACCCGCUCUCUUUCUGGACUAUCCUAACCCAACAAACCUGUGUCCAAUGCGGAGGUCGGUCGGAUCACCACGAGGAGUGCCGAGGGGUCUCACCUUGUAUCCACUGCGCGAAACGGUGGGGAGUUCGACGCGAGCACCGCAGAUGGACAGGACUCUGCGAGAUCAAUCCGAGUGAAGAAGAAGACGUGGUAAAGAAGAUCAGACUCAGAGCAUACGGAUACGUCCGAGCUCUGGCCGAUCAAGGAGAGAUCCAGGAACGACUUCCGAAUGACUCACCACCAUCGUGGCCGCCGAGCGGUUACAAUGCCUUCCUGCCUCCGACAAGGAAAGAGUUGAACGACUUCAUUUCGGAAGGACACGAGCUGUUCGACGGAGAGUUAGAGUGGUCGACGACGGGAGAAGGCGACGACGAGCAGAGGAUGGAGGACGUCGAGGAUGUCGACAUGGCAGGGCUCGACCGGUUGUUCGAGCGUGAAGGUUUCGAAUUCCACCUGAUCGAACCAGCCACGCCCGAACCUUCCGCCGCUCCAGAGCCUUCGGAUGCCGCCGAACCAGCAAUCAUCUAA